Molecule: messenger RNA, 3807 nt
Organism: Manis javanica (Malayan pangolin)
Lineage: Eukaryota; Metazoa; Chordata; Mammalia; Pholidota; Manidae
Gene: DERL2
Product: derlin 2
Source: RefSeq, a predicted model, not a curated record
GUGGGGGGGGGCAGGCGGUGGGGAAGAUGGCGUACCAGAGCCUGCGGCUCGAGUAUCUGCAGAUCCCACCGGUCAGCCGCGCCUACACCACCGCCUGCGUCCUCACUACCGCCGCUGUGCAGUUGGAACUGAUCACACCUUUUCAGUUGUACUUCAAUCCUGAAUUAAUCUUUAAACACUUUCAAAUAUGGAGGCUAAUCACCAAUUUCUUAUUUUUUGGGCCAGUUGGAUUCAAUUUUUUAUUUAACAUGAUAUUUCUAUAUCGUUACUGUCGAAUGCUAGAAGAAGGCUCUUUCCGAGGUCGGACAGCAGACUUUGUAUUUAUGUUCCUUUUUGGUGGAUUCUUAAUGACUCUUUUCGGUUUGUUCGUGAGCUUAGUUUUCCUGGGCCAAGCCUUUACAAUAAUGCUUGUCUACGUGUGGAGCCGAAGGAACCCCUAUGUCCGCAUGAACUUCUUUGGCCUUCUCAAUUUUCAAGCCCCCUUUCUACCCUGGGUGCUCAUGGGCUUUUCCUUGUUGUUGGGGAACUCAAUCAUUGUGGACCUCUUGGGUAUUGCAGUUGGACACAUAUAUUUUUUUUUGGAAGAUGUAUUUCCCAAUCAGCCUGGUGGAAUAAGAAUUCUGAAAACACCAUCUAUUUUGAAGGCUAUUUUUGAUACACCAGAUGAGGAUCCAAAUUACAAUCCACUACCGGAAGAGCGGCCAGGAGGUUUCGCCUGGGGUGAGGGCCAGCGCCUUGGUGGCUAAGCAGCAGUGCCAAUAAUGAGACCCAGCUGAGAAGGACUCAGUGACAUAUGCAUUGGGAUUCUUUUAUCCUUUGUGUUGCAAAAGUGUGGACACUUUUGACAGUUUGACAGAUUUUAACUCCGGAAGCACUUUAUGAAAUGGUACACUGAUUAAUCCAGAAGACAUUUCCAGCAGUUUACCAGUGGUUCCUCAUUACACUGGUACUGAAAGUGUAAUCUCUUGGAGCCAAAAAAUGGGAGAAACAAAUACCCUGCCACCUCUAAUGAACAAGUACAUGAGUCCUUGAGUUCUAUGGUGUAAGGCAGAGCUUUUUCCUCUUCUUUGAUAGACAAGGCCAUGGUGUAAAUGGAAGUUUCAGAGAGGACAAAAUAAAACUAAUUCCAUCUCUCUCUCACUGAAUUAAAGCUUUUGUGUGUGAUCUUUUAAAUUAUGAUAAUGUGUUCUAGUUCUCCUGCUAGGUCAACUCAAAGCCAUUUACAUGCCUGCUCUUCCUAUCUUUCGCUGGAUUUCGACUGGAUUUCAUUUCAAGAUUGGAAAUACAAGGCUGAUCUACUGUGGCUGUAUAUCCAUCUACUAAUUCCGGUUGCAGCUCCAGUAGGAAGAAGAUUGUUUCUGUUGUCCAGAUACUUUGUUCUCCGUCUGGGGUUUGUAAAACUUCAAGUUGUCAGGCAAUGUGGCAAAGAGGGGUAGGGUGGUUUUUAUAGCAGCAGAUACUCAGCUAUAGGAGAGUCAGCUGUAUGUGAAAAGCUAAUGUGCUGUCUUACUUCCUCUGCUUACAUUUCUCCACUAAGAAAUAUCCAGGAAAAGACAGGUAAUGGCUACCGUUUUGGAAAACAACAGAAAAAUCUUUGGACCUGGAAACAAGUUAUAAUGUUGACUUUGGAGCCAGAAGAACAGGUACCAAUUAGGCAGGAAUACAUUUCUGGGUCGUUGGCUAGUUAACAUUCGUCACUUGCUUCAUGAAAAGCUGAGAAGCUUUUCAAAGCCAAGUACCAGGUGGUUUCCUUCCCAUCAGGUAGAAAUUAGGGUCCAAAGUAAUAGGCAUUUAAUGCUCAUGGUUCAAUAAAUACUUAUCCAAGAUAUUAACUAAGCUGGGUCCCAGCAGGUUCACAUUCACACUGCCUAAGUAAUUCAGGUAACUCAGAGGAAUGAAAUGGAUACCCCUAGGAAAGAAAUUAUUUUAAAUAGUUUUAAUAAAUAACAUGUAGGCACAGGACUUUUCCAGAUGGAUCCAGCUUGGUUAAGCAGUAGCUUUCUAGAAUGAGAUUUUCCUCCAAAAGAUGAACAUGAGACUUAGAUUAGACAUAAACAUCCUAAAUGGGAAUUUUUAGAUUGUGAAGUGAGAAGUGUUUUAAUACCUUUAAAUGGAAUAUGCAUAAGUAAUGGAAUUUAAUAUAACUAUUUUACAUGCUGCUAGUAAUUUUGAAUAUGAUUGUUGCAAUUUUCUGGAACUUGGGUUAAUAGGACUUCCUUUUUCCUAAGUGGUUAAAAAAAAUUUUAAAUGCCAAUCUUAGAAUGUAUAAUCCUUAUGGGAUUCUUAAAUUUUAUUAUAUCUAGUCUCUGUUAAAGAAAACUUGAAUUUAAAUUAAAAGGUUUUUUUAAUUGUUUAUUUGGGGGCUAGAAAUAUGUUUCUCUGGUUAUAUUUCUUCUCUCUUAGUUGAUUGAGUUAUCCAAUUCAUGGAAUUUGUAUAGUAAAAUUUUAAUCCUAAAAUCUAUUCAGUGACUGUUCAUUUAAGUAGGGAAUGUCUGUACAUAUUAACUGUAAAAGAGGAAACAUUUUGAAUUUAUGGCCUAAAUGCAGUCAGUUACAGGAUUUUGAGUUCUCUGGUUUUAUGGGGUGAGAAUUCCUAGUGGCCAGAUGCUGCACUCUGCUACUACACUGUGUCCUGGGCAGUGGUAAUUUCAGUCACCGACCUCAUGAGCUUGGCAGAUCCCACUAUCACCAUCCCUAGCCCUGUGUUUCUUAAUAGGACAUAUGGGCUUACCUGAGCAUGAGGAAAAGCCCUCACUUCUUCCCCAGUUUACCUCUCAAUCUUGAUUCUUCCAGAAAACAUUUCUUUUUCAAACUGCGAGUCAACUGAAAAGUGAGAUUUGAUAUAUGGAAUUUUGUGACCACCUUACCUGACAUACAUAUAUAAUUUAAGGGAUACUGAAAAGCACACCUAACUGUGGCAGGGUUUUUUGUUGUAAGGCUACAGUAUAUGUCCAUUAAAAAAACUGGACAUGCAAAUUGCAUCUCUCUAGGAGAUACAUUUUAUAUACAUUUUAGUGUGUCUUUUUUACUAUGGAUUUCUAUUUCUGUCUUCCAUUUGUUCUUUUUCUGUCCCUCUUGUAUGGCCUAAUAUCUUUCCUACCCCUUGUGUAGUCUCUAAGAGAGUACCCAAGUCAUGGAUCUUGGUAAUGAAACCCCCACUGUCUCUGGGUUCUUGAAAAUUAGGAAAUACAGGAGCUAUUGGCAUGCUGGGUGGAGGCCUCCUAGAAUUGUCAUCUAUCCUUAAUAACCUGCAUUUUAUGUUGUUGCUGUGUUUUCCUUUGGCAGGUGAGUUCCACCUGCAUUGCUAGUCGUGAUACUCCAUAGUUUUCAGUGUUGGGUAGGUUGUCCCCAAUGUUGCAUUAAAGUUGUUGAACUUUGUAUGAUCAAGUCACCUUUGCUCAUAAAUCCAACAGCUUCUUAAUGAGCUCCCAUUUCAGAUGCAUACUUUUUGUCUUCCUCUGAAUCUAACUCCCACCUCUACCUAAAAGGAACCUCAGUUUAAGUCUCUCAGUUCUUCAAGGCCUGGCCCCAUUCCUGACUCCAAGAAAUCUUGACUCUAAGGCAUAUUUCGUUGUCUAUCUUUGAAUCCCUAUAAAGCUUCAAGUCUGUAUGACAUACUCCUACACCAAAUUAUAUAUUGUCUUGUACUGUUCCUAACUGGUACAUGUAUAUUAGUCUUGUAUCCCUCAUGAGAAUGUAAGCUCCUUAAGGGCAGGAACCAUGUCUUAAAUUUUUGUAUCCACCACAGUGCCUAGCACAGUGCUUGGCACAUGGGUGCUGAAUAAACACUUGUUCAUUGAUCAGCAA